CAUUGAUGCUAUGAGGUUAGCAGUGUGUGUGCUGAGUGUCAACACACACACGCACAGCUGGGAUGAUACACGCACAGCUGGGACACACACACACACAAUGAGCCUUAAUUAAUAUAAUACAGUUUAUUAUUUAUCUUUCUAGUGUUGCUAACAGCUAGCCUGGUUAGCCUGGUUAGCCCGGUUAGCUUAGCUGCUAACAACAACAACAACAGCAGCAGCUGAUCCAGGUUCAGGUUCAGAUUAAAGGUUUAUACUAAAACAUUUAAUUUGAAGAUAAAAUGGAAACCAACGUUCCGAAGAGAAGAGACAAUAAGAAGUCUCUGCGUGUGAAGGUGAUCAGCCUGGGAAACGCUGAGGUGGGAAAGAGUUGCAUCAUCAAACGUUACUGUGAGAAAAGGUUCGUCCCUAAAUAUCUGGCAACCAUCGGCAUCGACUACGGAGUCACCAAAGUUCAGGUUCGUGACAGAGAAAUCAAAGUGAACAUCUUCGACAUGGCCGGCCAUCCUUUCUUCUACGAGGUGCGUAAUGAGUUCUAUAAGGACAGCCAGGGAGUGCUGCUGGUGUACGACGUCGGGCUGAGAGAAAGCUUCGAUGCUCUGGACAGCUGGCUCGGAGAGAUGAAACAGGAAAUGGGUUCUCAGGCCAACAUGGACAGCAUCGUCUUCAUCGUCUGCGCCAACAAGGUGGACCUGACUAAGCGGCGUGUGGUGGAUGAAGGUGAGGGUCGGUUGUGGGCGGAGUCUCGUGGGUUUCAUUACUUUGAGACUUCGGCUCAGAGCGGAGAAGGAAUCAACGAGAUGUUCCAGGCGUUCUUCUCGUCCAUCACUGACAUGUGUGAGAACGGCGGGAAGCGUCCGGUGUCAGAGGUCAGCGCCGGCUUCACCAAGGAGCAGGCCGACACCAUCCGACGCAUCCGCAACAGCAAAGACUCCUGGGACAUGCUGGGGGUGAAACCUGGGGCCACACGGGAGGAAGUGAACAAGGCGUACAGGAAGCUGGCGGUGUUGCUGCACCCGGACAAAUGCGUUGCCCCCGGCAGCGAGGAUGCGUUCAAGGCCGUGGUGAACGCUCGCACGUCGCUGCUGAAAAACAUCAAGUAACACGAAACACACACCUGAAGCCUCGCUGAGACGCCGGACCUGCUUCCUGUUUCCUGUUUCCUGUUUGCUGCCGCCGUUGCGAGUUAAUUUAUUUAUUCACGUUUUUUAUGUAACGUGUCGUCUCGUUGCCAUGGCGCCGGUUUGACUUGUUUUAACUCAGAGUACAGAGGAUGAGGAAAAAGCUUCAGAGAUUUAAAUCUGAAUUUUAUUUUAUUUAUUAUUUUAUUUAAUAUUAUUUAAAAUGUCAGAAUUAUUAAGACAUCACUAAUUUAAGGACACACACACACACACACACACACACACACACACACACACACAUAGACACACACUUUUUUUUAGUUCUGAGUAAAAGUUGUUUUUUCCAUAUGGCCGUCUUUAUCUUCCAUA
Messenger RNA from Scomber scombrus (Atlantic mackerel), 1487 nucleotides. It is a transcript of the gene dnajc27, whose product is annotated as DnaJ (Hsp40) homolog, subfamily C, member 27. Gene Ontology annotation, molecular function: GTPase activity; GTP binding. The transcript is spliced from 7 exons. Bases 279 to 1100 code for a protein of 273 amino acids. NCBI's taxonomy places the organism in Eukaryota, Metazoa, Chordata, Actinopteri, Scombriformes, Scombridae. The record is from RefSeq and is a predicted model, not a curated record.